This is a messenger RNA of Diachasmimorpha longicaudata, 2161 nucleotides long. RefSeq names its product putative fatty acyl-CoA reductase CG5065. Gene Ontology annotation, molecular function: alcohol-forming very long-chain fatty acyl-CoA reductase (NADP+) activity. The transcript is spliced from 9 exons. The coding region runs from base 148 to 1692 and encodes 514 amino acids. Lineage: Eukaryota; Metazoa; Arthropoda; Insecta; Hymenoptera; Braconidae. Gene Ontology annotation, biological process: long-chain fatty-acyl-CoA metabolic process. The record is from RefSeq and is a predicted model, not a curated record. Gene Ontology annotation, cellular component: peroxisome.
UAAAUGAGUGGAGAAGUCUCGCGUCACAUCCUGUUCAUUCCCGAAUCCAUAAUUAUUGUUCAUUUGGAUCAUUCGAUUUUUGGUUUCGGGUGAUAAGGGUGUGCCCCAAAACUCCCAUUUGUGCAUGACUCUGGUGAUAUAUUCAGUAUGAGUAAGAUCGACCCAAUAAACUCCAUCCCCGCAUUUUACGCGGGGAAGAGUGUAUUCAUAACUGGUGGCACUGGCUUCAUGGGGAAAGUUUUGAUAGAAAAAUUGUUACGCUCGUGUCCAGACGUGAGAGAAAUAUUUAUUCUCCUGAGACCGAAAAAGGGAUUUGGAGUGGACGACAGACUUCGAAAAUUGUUAGCACUGCCGGUGUUCGAUAAACUGCGGAAAGAACGUCCAUCAGCGUUCGAUAAACUGAUUCCAAUCGUUGGAAAUACUGCGGAUGAGGCCUUGGGAAUACCGGACGUUGAGAGAAGAGUUCUUAUCGAACGUGUUUCAGUGAUUUUUCACGUGGCUGCUAGUGUAAGAUUCGACGACAGUCUGAAAGAAGCAAUUUUUCUCAACACUAGGUCUACAAGGGACGUGUGUAUUCUCGCGGCUCAAAUGAAAAAUCUGAAGGUCUUUGUGCAUGUUAGCACGACUUAUUGCCAAGCUGAUAAGCCAGAUGUUGAGGAGAGACUUUACUCCUUCGAUGUUGAUUGGAAGAAGGCGAUAACAAUUGCUGAGAAAGUCGAUGAUCAACUUCUCAAACCUUUCACGUCUAAAUACCUAGACAACUUCCCCAACACCUACACAUUCACAAAACGCCUCGCGGAGCAAGUUGUGUCUGACUAUUCGCACGCAAUUCCCUGUGUGAUCUUCAGACCAUCGAUAGUGGUGUCAGCCCUGGAGGAGCCCAUGCCUGGGUGGAUUGACAAUUUCAACGGCCCCGUGGGCAUGCUUAUCGGAGGCGGAAAGGGCAUUCUGAGGAUUCUCUUUGGGGAGAAACAUCUCAACGCUGAUUUCAUUCCCGUGGACAUUGCCAUCAAGGCGAUGUUGACUGCCAGUUGGAAACGAGGGCUCGUACCGAUAACCGCAGAUUCGUCGGUUCACGUGUACAAUUGUGCAUCAGCUGACGUGAAAAGUGUCUCCUUCGAGGAACUUAACAAUAUGGGAAUGCGUGUGAUCGAUAAGUAUCCAUUGGAGGGUAAUAUCUGGCGACCAGGAGCCUUUCACACUAAAUCCAAGACUGUUUACUAUCUGCUGGUUCUCCUGCUCCACCUCUUCCCUGGAAUGAUUAUCGAUACGGUCCUAAAAUUCAGUGGAGGGAAACCAAUGCUCGUGAACCUCCAUCGGAAAAUUUACAGUGCAAACAAGGCUCUCGCAUAUUUCCUGACGAACCAGUGGCAUUUUCAGAAUGGGAAAAUGAGGAGUUUACUGAGUGACGUACCACCAGCUGACGUUGAUUCUUUCGGAUACGAAUAUGCAACUUUCGAUGCGAAUUGCUACUUCAAGAACUGCCUAAUUGCUGCUAAACAAUUUCUCCUGAAAGAAGAUCUGGAAAAUCUACCCGCAGCGAGAUUGCAUUACGAAAGAAUGGUGUGGGUCGACAGGGGUUUUAAGGCCCUCUCCGUGGCCUUCAUGAUUUGGCUGAGUAUCCACAGUGGAUUGGUCAGCUGGAUGUUAUCAGCCUUGGAUUCUUCCAACAGAAUACUCACUGGCACAUAGGAACUCUCAACAUUACUACACUCAAAAACCCGCAAUCAUUGUCAGAUCUCAAAGGAAUUCAAUGUAUUCUGAUAUAUCCAUCAAUAGAUAAUUUCUUCGCAUAAAUUUGUAACAAGUCAUGUUAUUUUAUUACAAAACAAAAUCUCGAUAAUCCAUAACUUCCCGACUGGCGAUAAUCUUUAGCGGUUUCUGGUCGACGGACCUUGGUAAAUAUUUUCAGUAAAGGUCACGUCCACAGCCAAUCAAUUGCGAGUUUUUUUUAUCACAUGAAAUUAAUCUCACGAGCUGAGUGCUUUCCAACAGGAAUUGAAUUGGAAAAAUUUAGGAGACAAAUAUGUCACCAAUACUUUGAAAAAAUUGACUGAUUUUCACUAAUCAUUGAAAAACUGGAAAAAAAUUGUCUACUUUAUUAUUUGUACUAAAAUACAAUUGUCUUCUUGGAUUCAGAAUAAAACCACAAUUUGAAAAA